AUGGCAGACCCGAGCAUCCAGAUAGUCGACGGGGUCAUCCGCAAGCUGCUCAGUGUGCAGGAUAAACCCACCCAGACUGAAGUUACCGACAUCACCACAGACGAAGUGCUGCUGCUGUGUCGUAAAAUCCGCACGAUUUUCCUGGAGCAGCCUCCGCUCGUGGAAGUCCCCUCGCCAAUUAACAUUUGCGGUGACACCCACGGGCAGUACUCCGACUUGUUGCGGCUGUUUGAGAUGGGCGGGUUCCCGGAUGAACGGAGGUAUCUCUUCCUGGGGGACUACGUCGACCGCGCCAUGCAGAGCAUCGAGACAAUCUGUCUGCUUUUCGCGUACAAGAUCAAGUACCCGGAGCAGCUCUAUCUCUUGAGGGGGAACCACGAGUGCGCCUCGAUCAACCGCAUCUACGGGUUUUACGACGAAUGCAAGCGCCGAUACUCGGUCAAGGUGUGGCGCACGUUCGGCGACUGCUUCAACUGCAUGCCGAUCUCGGCUGUGGUUGCUGGAAAGAUCUUCUGCACGCAUGGAGGCCUGUCACCGGAUCUGUACACGCUCGACCAGAUCAAGAACAUUCGACGUCCGACGGACGUGCCGGACGAAGGUCUGCUGUGCGAUCUCCUGUGGUCUGACCCUGAUCCCGACAGUCAAGGCUGGACCGAGAGCGACCGCGGCGUGUCCUACAUCUUCGGCACUGACGUCGUGGACCAGUUCCUGAAGACCCACGAUCUGGACCUGGUCUGCCGAGCGCACCAGGUCGUCUCGGACGGGUACGAGUUCUUCGCCGGCCGCAAACUCGUGACCAUUUUCUCCGCGCCCAACUACUGCAACGAGUUCGACAACGCUGGCGCCAUGCUGGUCGUGGACGAGAGUCUCCGCUGCACUUUCAAAGUCCUCGCCUCCAGCGACAAACGUAAGCCAGCGAAGAAAGUUUAG
Molecule: messenger RNA, 930 nt
Organism: Phytophthora sojae
Lineage: Eukaryota; Oomycota; Peronosporomycetes; Peronosporales; Peronosporaceae
Exons: 3
Coding region: 1-930 (309 amino acids)
Cellular component (GO): cytoplasm; nucleus
Molecular function (GO): protein serine/threonine phosphatase activity
Source: RefSeq, a predicted model, not a curated record